Molecule: messenger RNA, 3137 nt
Organism: Gossypium arboreum
Lineage: Eukaryota; Viridiplantae; Streptophyta; Magnoliopsida; Malvales; Malvaceae
Product: beta-amylase 7-like
Exons: 11
Coding region: 709-2784 (691 amino acids)
Biological process (GO): polysaccharide catabolic process
Molecular function (GO): beta-amylase activity
Source: RefSeq, a predicted model, not a curated record
CUUUUAAAAAAAUUGCUUAAAUGUGUCGAAGUGGUUUCGCAAAUAACUGACUUUAGCACGAAUCACGGGUCACAGACACGCCCAAAUCUCGUGACCGGUCGGGUCCCUCAGCUAUGAAGAAAAUGCCCACGGCACGUUUCACACGAGUCUCCUCACCCGUCCAUGGAUUUUACUCUGCUUAAUACACUAUCUCACACACGCCCCAUUCGUGCCAAACCCUAAUUCACACAUAUGCACGCUCGUCCAUCCCUCACACGCGUGAAACCUUUUCUCUCACGCGCUCGCCUCUCCCUUAUUCACGCGCCACCUCACCCUCGCUGGAAAUAGCCAUUUUCUCCGCCCCACUCCCUCGCUUCUUCCAUCUUCGCAUCACUGGGGAACACUCAUCUUUCCACGUCGGAGAUGCCUCCAGUUGCCGGGAACUUUGAUAUGUUCACAUAAAUUGCUCGGCUGGAGGCAAGAACGUGAGAGACGACGAAGGAUUGGGGAUAUUUCGAAGCUUCAUUUCUGGAGAAUUGAAGAUUCCCGUGAGAAUUACUUGAGAAACUGAGAUGCUACUUUCAAGGAAAAGCUGAAAUUGAGCUGGGACAGAGUGAUCAGCAGAUCUGGUUGUUGCAUUGUAAGAGAAAUACAUGCAGAUAAGUUUUAAUCCUAAGGUAUUUUGGGGUUAAGGGUCCUGGAUUAGAGUGGGAAGUUAAGUCCGCUGAUAUGCAGAAGCUGAUAGGAGCUAAUGAGGAAGAUGAUGAAGAAGAAAUUGAAAUGGAUGUAAAAGAAGAGGAUAAUGAGAAUGGACAGAAGCAUAUUUCUGCUCAGAUGAUGUUGGGGGCUGAUGGAGUGAUGCCAAGUACCAGUCAUCAGUUUCAAAUUCAGCAGCAACUACAAGAGCAAGUGAGCACCCCAGGUGGAGGAGCUCGGAGGUCAAGACCAUUAGAAGAAAAGGAGCGAACAAAGCUAAGAGAGCGGCAUCGAAGAGCAUUAACAGCAAGGAUUUUGGCAGGGUUGCGGAAGCAUGGGAACUAUAACCUGAGGGUUAGAGCUGAUAUAAAUGAUGUGAUUGCAGCUUUGGCCAGGGAAGCUGGCUGGGUUGUUCUUCCCGAUGGAACCACUUUUCCAUCAAGAUCUCAGGGUUCAAGGCCUGCUGGUGACUCUUCCGCAGGCUUGACUUCAUCAUCCUCUGAGAUGCUAUCACAACAGGCCCCACCUACCUCCUUGCAGGGAGUCUCCUCUGGAUAUUGCGCCUUGGUAGAGUACAAUGCUUGUCAUAUGAAGGGUGUUUUCAUGCCUACUCCUGCACCUUAUGAUCUAUCCUCAAGUGGCCAUUCUCAGAGUUCAGGCAUGGUUGGAAAUGGUGGUGAACAAACGGAAAGUCUUCCUCUUAUUGCUGGCUCGAUGGAAGUGAUUAAUGAUAAACAGAUUAUUGGACUACCUCUUAAGCUACCAGAACGUGAUUUUGCUGGCACUCCUUAUGUUCCAGUUUAUGUAAUGCUACCAUUGGGGGUUGUCAACAUGAAGUGCGAGCUAGUUGAUCCAGACGGUCUUCUAAAGCAGCUAAGAGUAUUGAAAUCAAUCAAUGUAGAUGGGGUCAUGAUUGACUGCUGGUGGGGAAUAGUGGAAGCUCAUGCUCCUCAAGAAUAUAACUGGAAUGGUUACCGAAAACUCUUUCAGAUGGUUCAUGAGCUUAAGCUUAAGUUGCAGGUUGUGAUGUCAUUUCAUGAAUGUGGUGGCAAUGUUGGUGAUGAUGUUUGUAUUCCACUUCCCCAUUGGGUUGCAGAAAUUGGUAGAAGCAAUCCUGACAUAUUUUUUACUGAUAGGGAAGGAAGAAGAAACACUGAAUGCCUCUCCUGGGGAAUUGAUAAGGAACGAGUUUUAAGGGGCCGAACUGCUGUUGAGGUGUACUUUGACUUUAUGAGAAGUUUCCGAGUGGAAUUUAAUGAAUUUUUUGAGGAUGGCAUCAUAUCCAUGGUUGAAGUUGGACUAGGUCCCUGUGGGGAGCUACGGUACCCAUCUUGCCCAGUAAAGCAUGGAUGGAGAUAUCCUGGGAUUGGGGAGUUCCAGUGUUAUGAUCAGUACAUGUUAAAAAGCCUGAGGAAGGCAGCAGAAAUGAGGGGACACAGCUUUUGGGCUAGAGGGCCAGAUAAUGCCGGAUCGUAUAGUUCCCACCCACAUGAAACUGGUUUCUUUUGUGACGAAGGAGACUAUGAUGGUUACUAUGGACGGUUUUUCCUUAAUUGGUACUCUGAGUUAUUAAUCAAUCAUGGAGACCUGGUACUCUCAUUGGCAAAGUUAGCUUUUGAAGGCAGUUGCAUUGCAGCAAAGCUGCCAGGUAUCCACUGGUGGUACAAAACAUCCAGUCAUGCUGCUGAAUUAACUGCUGGAUUCUACAAUCCUUGCAAUCGAGAUGGCUAUAUUGCAAUAGCAGCAAUGCUACAUAAGCAUCGAGCUGCUUUAAACUUUGCAUGUGCUGAACUGCAAUUUUUGGAGCAGCUUGAAGACCUGCAGGAAGCACUGGCAAAUCCUCAGGGUUUAGUCUGGCAGGUGCUGAAUGCAGCAUGGGAGGCUUGCAUUACAGUUGUAAGCGAGAAUGCUUUUGUUUGCCAUGAUAGGGUAGGCUAUAACAAGAUCUUGGAGAAUGUGAAACCAGUAAAUGAUCCAGAUGGGAGACAUUUCUCAUCAUUUACUUACCUAAGGCUCACCCCACUUCUCAUGGAGAGACAGAAUUUCAUGGAAUUUGAACGGUUUGUGAAGCGAAUGCAUGGGGAAGCAGUUCUAUAUCUGCAGGUAUAAUAAAAGAGUAGGAAAGGUGUUAGAAGUAUUUUGUGUCAUUCCGCUUGCCCCUCCCUCAACAAAUGUUGCAUAAUAUUAGAGCAAAUAGGAUUCUGAUUUUAAUUUAUUUGACAAACACGUGUGAAUGAAAUUAGGGAUCGCAAUGGUGAAUUAUUUUGGACCACUGCUGCUCUUUUACUCUUUUUAACUCAGUUAUCUCCAGCAAGAGGCUCUUGAUGCUCCAUGUUUCUCCAGCAUCACCGAAUGAGACCUUUUUAUUUUGGGAUUUGAAUUUCAUGUCACUUUUUGUAGGUAAUUUAUGAGUGGGGAUCCAUAUAAUUUUGAGUAAUAGCAAAACUGCUGUCCUGUUUCAA